Molecule: messenger RNA, 1059 nt
Organism: Bipolaris zeicola 26-R-13
Lineage: Eukaryota; Fungi; Ascomycota; Dothideomycetes; Pleosporales; Pleosporaceae
Exons: 1
Coding region: 1-1059 (352 amino acids)
Molecular function (GO): catalytic activity
Source: RefSeq, a predicted model, not a curated record
AUGGCAAGCAUCCUCCGCGUGGCUGCAUGCCAUGCAUCUCCAGUUUUUCUGAAUGCGCGUCGGACAACAGACAAGGCCAUAGCCCUCGUUAAGCAGGCGGCCUCGAACAAGGCCAACUUGGUCGUUUUCCCCGAAACCUACAUAUCUGCUUUCCCAAUCUGGAGCUCAUUGAGACCACCGACCGAUAAUCACUGGCUAUUCCAGCGUAUGGUGCAAGAGUCAGUCUAUGCGGAUGGUGAUGAAUUAGAAGCGAUUCGCGAGGCUGCACGAUCAAGCGGUGUAUUGGUCAGCAUCGGCUUCAGCGAAAAGUCCCGCCAUAGCAACGGCUGCCUCUACAACUCGAACCUGAUCAUCGGGACUGAGGGCGAGGUGCUUGUACACCACCGAAAGCUUGUUCCGACUUUCUUUGAGAAAUUGACCUGGAGCCCUGGAGAUGGUCAUGGGUUACGCGUUGCUAGCACGCAGUUUGGGCGAAUUGGCACCCUCAUAUGUGGCGAAAAUACAAACGCACUUGCAAGGUAUUCUAUGAUUGCACAAGCUGAACAAGUGCACAUCUCUACCUGGCCCGCAAUUUGGCCGACGCGAACAUUGCAAAAAAUCCCACCGAGCGCCGAAAGUGGCGUCCAUCAGGCCAGCACACGUGGAGCUAACUACGAUAAUUUGGCGGCUAACAGGACACGCGCAGCAGCGCAUUGCUUCGAAGCCAAGUGCUUCGGCGUUGCAUGUUCCGGACACCUGGGAGAAGAUGCUAUUGAGACAAUUGUCGAUGGCGCGAGUCAGCCCGAUGUGGUAACCGAGACUUUGCAUGCUAUGCCACGAGCUGCCACGUUCUUCCUGGACCCUACCGGCGCUCCACUUCCUAGUUUCAUCUACAAAGACUCACAAAAACAAAAUGCAGAUGCGCUCCAGUCUGAAGAAGAUAUACUGUACGCCGAUAUGCGACUGGAAGACUGCAUCGAAGGAAAACAGUACCAUGAUGUUGUUGGAGGCUAUCAACGACUCGACGUUUUCGAUCUCAAAGUUGACCGAUCUAGAAAAGACCCGGUCAAGUUUCUUUAA